Molecule: messenger RNA, 255 nt
Organism: Penicillium cosmopolitanum
Lineage: Eukaryota; Fungi; Ascomycota; Eurotiomycetes; Eurotiales; Aspergillaceae
Exons: 3
Coding region: 1-255 (84 amino acids)
Source: RefSeq, a predicted model, not a curated record
AUGUAUCCCACCAGUGUCUUCCGGAUGCAGCCCUCGCGGGCUUUCUACAGCCCCGCCCCUCGUCUGCGCAUGAUCAAGAAGUGUCCUCCCGAGCUGAUCCCUCUCGGUAUGUUACUCUACAUCGAAUUUCUCAUUGCUAACCCGCUUCUUCGCAGCGUUGCCGUUGGUGCUGCCAUUUACGCUAGCACCAAGAAGCUCCUGACCGACAAGACUCUCCGUCUCUACCGCAACAGCCCCGAGAGCCACGAUCACUAA